GAAAGAAGCCUCCGCCUGGCCCCGCCGGGGAGCGCCUGCAGCCGAAGGCGAGAGCCCUCCCGCCCGCCCGCCCGGAGCCGUUGCGAAGCCGGCACCGCCUUCAAGCGGUCCGGGGCCGCCUUCGGCAUCGCCUUCCCGCCGCUCCCCCUUGGCGGGCAGGCGGGACUCCGAGCUGGGCGCCCCCAGGGGACUUCCUUCUUCUUUCCCCGGCCAGGUCUUCGCUUUCCCGGCCGGACGCGUCUCCUCUUCGCUGCACCUUCGGAGAGGCGCGGAUGCCACCGCCGGGCAUGGCUUCCCUGCGCGUCUGAGCCGAGGGGCAGAAAAGCGGCCCGAAGACGGAAGCGAUGAGCCCUUUCCAGCAAGCGAUGUGCUGCCUCCUCCUCCUCCUCUUGCAGUAUGCAGAGGCCAAAAAGCACUGCUGGUACUUCGAAGGGGUGUAUCCCAUAUAUUAUAUCUGUCGCCCUUAUGAAGACUGCUGUGGUUCAAGAUGUUGCGUAAGGACUCUGUCUAUCCAGCGACUAUGGUACUUUUGGUUCCUUCUGAUGAUGGGCGUUCUCUUUUGUUGUGGGGCAGGCUUUUUUAUCCGAAGGCGAAUGUAUCCUCCACCGCUGGUUGACGAAACGACUUACAACGUGUCAUACACCCGGCCACCUAACAGCGGCACUGCAGGGAUGCCCUACUACACAGAACCAGAAGGAGCAGUGAUGAACCCCAUGGCUAUGGCCUACCACGUCCAACCGAAGUCUCCGCAAGUGAACCCUGGCUACCCGCCUCCACCGUCUUACUGCAACACGCCACCCCCACCAUAUGAGCAGGCCGUGAAAACUUCCACAUAACCUCUCUACUGCAGCAGAAGCUGGCUUCGCCAGAAAAGGGCAGGAUUGAGAGCAGUGGAAUAUUCCACAACGUACUCCAGUGCCCUUUUGCCCUCCUGCUUGGCAUCCUUUGGAUGGGAGCUGCCGCUUUGCAGCAAAGAUUGAUUCUCUUCUGACACCUUCAGAACAAGAGCCAAGGCUUUUUUUUACUGCCCCUUCCCUUUCUUGGAAACUUGUAUUUAAAUACCUUUUAUGCUUUCCUUUUAUUUAUUCUCUUUGUGGAUUCCAAGGCAUAUUUAAAGACAUUGGCAUGGCAUGGUAUGGUAGUAAGCACAAAAUGCUGUAAAAGCCAAAAUGUAGUAUUUUUAAAUAGAGAGGGAGCAAGUGUGGGACAGACAGUUGGAACCAGAUGAAACUGGUGAUGCAGCAAGCUGUUUUUUGCUAGCAAAUUCAUAAGAAGGGAUUGGAUGAAGUAGACCCUGAAGAACUCUGGGGAAAACAACAUGUGACCAAGGGUUCCGUGUUUCGCUUGCACGAACCUUUGGAGGAACAAAGCCACUCCUUAUCCCCGGCAGCCCAUUUUUUCUCCCUGCCUCUUUUUGGGGUCACGGUUGCCAAGAACAAAUAUGUAUAAAAGUACUGUGAAUGAUACGAAUUUCAUAGCAAGCUGUUGAUGUGCAUGGAAAAGGGAAACAUUCAAGACCAACAGUGACAUAGCUACACUGAGCAAUGAAACUAUGAUCGCCCAGAAAAAAAAUCUCUUAACGUGAUUUUUUUAAAAAAACAACAACCCUAAAAUACAGUAAAAUGUGGGUUGCGCUGUUGAUGUGGGGUCCCUUUGCUCAUUAUUUAGGAGUAUGCUUAAGAUUUUUUUUCAUGUACUCUUAAAAUAUAAAAUUGGGACUGCAGCCAGACAUGUGUAUCCCAGAUGGUUGAGUGUGGUGAGGGUAUCUGGGAUUCUCUUGCUGUAAUGUGUGAUACAUUCAGUUAGGUUGGAUGUUUUUGUAUCUCUUCUGCACGUUCCUUUCAGGCUUUCGUCUCAUAUUGCUUUCAAAAUCCUCUCAAGCUGAUUUCCACCCAUCUUUGUAAUUUCUUCAAUUGAAAGCCCCUCACCAAGAUUCCUGUGAUUCAUUGAGAAGUGAAUGAAAGUCCUCCAGAGGGUUGAAUCUCAAGCUGUGGGCAUGUGAUGAGGAAAGGCAACUUGUGGAAAACAUCAGUUACGAGUCCCCCUCACAGUCAUUUUGCCCCUCCAGACUGGGUAUGAGAAGAGCAUCUGCCAUUUUGUUACAACUUGGGUGAAAUCUUCCAGGUUUGUCUUCCAUUACUACGGCCUUCUAUCUUUGACAUUAUGAAGUUCUACCAGCUCUUGCUUCUCAACCUUUCCAGACUGCUGGAUGAGGCGUUGCCCGUUUGCAACGUGGAGAUCCUUCCCUCCUCAUCUUUAUAUCAGCUGCUGAAUUGGGAGACCAGCUUCUGUCAUCCUUUCUCUUCUGCUCUAAUCACUUUGUUCAUUCACCACUACUGCCUGUUGGUACUUCCAGGGCAGCCGGUAUGCCCUACAACGAGUAAAAGAGGGAAGUCGAAGAAGACAAGGCAACAAGGGAAAAGCUGGGAGAGAAGCAAAAAGCUGGGAGAGAAGCGGCUGCCAACUUUGUCUCCCCUUUCAGCUGUGGCCUAAAGGAUAAAGGGGGAGUCUCUGUUUUGCAAUUUGGCACA
This is a messenger RNA of Eublepharis macularius, 2531 nucleotides long. It is a transcript of the gene VOPP1, whose product is annotated as VOPP1 WW domain binding protein. Gene Ontology annotation, cellular component: cytoplasmic vesicle membrane. The record is from RefSeq and is a predicted model, not a curated record. The transcript is spliced from 5 exons. NCBI's taxonomy places the organism in Eukaryota, Metazoa, Chordata, Lepidosauria, Squamata, Eublepharidae. Bases 345 to 836 code for a protein of 163 amino acids.